Andrographis paniculata is the source of this 698-nucleotide messenger RNA. RefSeq lists its product as uncharacterized. NCBI's taxonomy places the organism in Eukaryota, Viridiplantae, Streptophyta, Magnoliopsida, Lamiales, Acanthaceae. The coding region runs from base 98 to 475 and encodes 125 amino acids. The record is from RefSeq and is a predicted model, not a curated record. The transcript has a single exon.
CACGUCAACAAAUCUUAUCCACUUCAUUUCUUCCCUCUUUUACUCUUCUUCUCCAAAUCCCUAGCCAAUUUCUUCACUCACUGCCUGCAAUUCAUCAAUGGCGACCUCGAUGUCCUCCUUCCGCGCCCCUAUAAUCUCAUCAGCUGCGCCGCCCACCCCUCGCAACCGCAAAAAUCCAACGAUUUCUGACAAAUCCAGCGCCUGGUGGGCUCCGAUCUUCGGCUGGCCAUCGGAGCCGGACUACUUCGACAACAAUGUUAAGAUCGAACCUGGUAAGACGAUCUCCGGCCAUUCCGAGAAGGAAUCUGGACGGAUCGCGUCCGAUAAGAAGCCGUUCCGCGGAUGCCUGACGGCGGAGAAGGCGAAGGAGCUGCGUCGGAAGACGAUUGAGACCUACAAUUUUCACGAUGUUAUGUACCACUCCGCGAUCGCUUCUAGGCUUGCUUCCGACGUCUCCGAACGCCGAGAUCUGUGACGGUUACUUCUCCGGAAGGUAAGUUUUUAAGUUAAUAACCGUUGAUCAGUAAUCUGCCGACUUCGCAUGUUUUGUUUGUCCUUUUUACCUUCGUCUGGAUCUGUAGAUAAACUAAUGUUGUGGUUUGAUGAAUUAAAGUGUUACUCCGCAAAAAAAUUGGAUGGACUCUAUUGAUAUGCAUCUUCAUGUUGUGAAUCAGAGUAUUUGCUUAACCCGUUUCCUA